Molecule: messenger RNA, 947 nt
Organism: Penaeus vannamei (Pacific white shrimp)
Lineage: Eukaryota; Metazoa; Arthropoda; Malacostraca; Decapoda; Penaeidae
Source: RefSeq, a predicted model, not a curated record
AGCUUACGUUAGUGUAAGUCUUGCUGCCGAGCCGAGUGGACGUACGCCGCGCUGCUCUUCCCGCCUCGCUCGUGUGUGUUCUGGAUUGUUUUUUUUAUCCGCAACGAGAUUAUUCUUGACUUAAUAGAAUUAUUAAUAAACUGGGAUUCGCUGGUCAGUGAAAAACGAGUUUGUGUGUGUUAAGCUGGUCCGCUUUUGGCUGUGAUCCAAGUAUUGACGUUGAACCGAUCAUGGUUAUAGUGGUUGCAACCCCACCAUGAUGGAGAGCCACCACCUGUAGGACAAUGGAACGUCGACUGAAACUGAAAUCUCUGAAGCGGGUAUACAGCCAGAAGGUCCAGGGGUCGGAGAAGAAGGAUGUCGGCCUGCGGUCCCCGGGCGCCCCGAAGAAGGCCCUGGCCAAGUCCCUGUCCCUCGACUGGCGGCUGCCCCUCGGCAACCCGCCCGACACCGCCGCCAUGGGCCUGCAGAGGAUUGACGAGCUGGACCUGAGUUCAAGCCAGCACCUUUGCCGCAGCGCCACCUGCCCCAGCGUGCCCAACAGCGAUGCCAUGCCCACGCCCCUCGCCCCCACCCCGACCUACGACGACUCGGCCAGGAACUCUCCGGCGCCGUCGUCAGUGACGUCGCUCGAGGACGGCGCCGCCACGCCCGUGUCGCGGCCGCACGAGGAUUAUGACUCCUCGUCGACCGUCCCUACGACGCCCUGCGGCAACCGGCGGCCGAACAGAGGGCUCCGCCGCACGCGGUCACGCCCAGAGGGCCCUGCACCCUCCUUUGGGCCCCGAGCCGCUGCCGCCGCUGCCGCCAUAGGGAGUGGCGGCAGCGUGGGUUCCAGCGUCGGCGGCACCAUUAAACGAUACGUGAGCCUUCUGCGCAGCCGAUCAGCUGUGUCGCACCGGGAGCGCCCCAACAUCGGCCGCAUCAGUCCAGGUAAACAUCCUUGA